AUGUCAGACCAGUACAAGCUAUAUGUUCCAAACGUGGACAAGUGGACCCGUUUCUACAAGCUGCAGGCACAAGGAGUUUGUGACGGUGGUCGAUAUGGUUUAGACUGCAACUACACGUGUCACUGCACUUCUGGUUGUGAUGAUGUCACAGGGUGUUCUGGGAACUGCGAAAAAGGAUGGUCUGGACCAACAUGCAACAUGAAUAAUUUAGCGUUGAACAAACCUGCCUCCCAGAGUUCUCACUAUAAAAAAGACAAAUCACCUCCAUCAAAUGGUGUUGACGGGGACAACACUCAAAAGACGUGUAUACUCACUGAUGUGUUUCAAAAUAACUCUUGGUGGGAAGUGGAUCUGGGAAAACAACAUUACAUACACAACGUGACUGUUCACUUCAGGACGGGGAAUUUCCGAUAUCGCAGGAAUGGUGUUCAUGUGUACAGUUCUUUAGCAGUGAACCAGACUAACACGGGUCAUCUGUGUGGUGCAGCCACGAUAAAUAGUCCGGGUGUAACACGUAUUACCUGUGACACCACGGCUCAGUACAUCACACUGUACCAGGGGACUAACAACACUCAUGGCGCUGGAACGGCAAUGGAUUUUUGUGAAGUUGAAGUAUUUAUUUGUGAUGCUGGUACGUUUGGAGACAAAUGCACUGAGUUCUGCCACUGUCAAGGUCAACCCUGUAACUAUACAUCUGGAGAAUGCAAGGGUGGAUGUAAACAAAAUUGGGCUGGAACGCAGUGUAAUGUUUGUGAUUCUGACCACUAUGGCUCUCUGUGCAGUGCUGGUUGCUCCAACAGACACUGUGAUCAGACUAACGGAAUAUCCAGGUGUGACAAAAUAACAGGGCGAUGUGAGACUGGGUGUGAAUCAGGCUGGACUGGACCAGAUUGUACAAAAAAAUGUUCAAAUGGUAGCUAUGGCAAAGAUUGUAACGGAUCCUGCAUAACCAGACAUUGUCUUGGAAACUCGCCAUGUGAUCACGUGACUGGGAAAUGUGUAUAUGGCUGUGAUCGGGGAUAUGCACUACUUGACUGCACUACGAACUGCCGUGGUGCCUAUGCCUUCAACUGUAAUAUGUCUUGUAGCUCUCGGAACUGUUACAACAUCUCCUCGGAAUGUGACCAGUUUUAUGGAAACUGCACAGGGAAAUGUUUGGAUGGUUUUGAAUUACCAGACUGUGCAACUGAAUGUCACGGUGAAACGUUUGGAUCUGGGUGUAAAUUAAGAUGCAAUGUACGACAUUGUGAUGGAGACAAUAAAACGUGUGAUGCUCAAAUCGGAAGAUGUCACCAUGGCUGUAAGCCAGGAUGGAAGAAAGAAAAUUGUAUUGAACCAUGUGACACUGGUCUGUAUGGCGCCGAUUGUUCGUCUGUCUGCACAAGAAGACACUGUCUGAAUAUAACUGCGAAAUGUGAUCACGUGACUGGUUCAUGUGGAGGAGUGUGUGAGGGAUCCUGGAAAGGAGAAGACUGUACAGUUUGUGAUGAUGGUACGUUUGGAGACAAAUGCACUGAGUUCUGCCACUGUCAAGGUCAACCCUGUAACUAUACAACUGGAGAAUGCAAGGGUGGAUGUAAACAAAAUUGGGCUGGAACGCAGUGUAAUGUUUGUGAUUCUGACCACUAUGGCUCACUGUGCAGUGCUGGUUGCUCAAACAGACACUGUGAUCAGACUAACGGAAUAUCCAGGUGUGACAAAAUAACAGGGCGAUGUGAUACUGGGUGUGAAUCAGGCUGGACUGGACCAGAUUGUACAAAGAUUUGUGGACAUUGUGAAUAUGCGCAUGUUUCUCUCGCACCCUACGACCCAACAAAUCCCAUACCCGCACAAUAG
Messenger RNA from Gigantopelta aegis, 1836 nucleotides. RefSeq names its product multiple epidermal growth factor-like domains protein 10. The transcript is spliced from 13 exons. The coding region runs from base 1 to 1836 and encodes 611 amino acids. The record is from RefSeq and is a predicted model, not a curated record. NCBI's taxonomy places the organism in Eukaryota, Metazoa, Mollusca, Gastropoda, Neomphalida, Peltospiridae. Gene Ontology annotation, molecular function: scavenger receptor activity.